Molecule: messenger RNA, 522 nt
Organism: Linnemannia hyalina
Lineage: Eukaryota; Fungi; Mortierellomycota; Mortierellomycetes; Mortierellales; Mortierellaceae
Source: the annotation of a GenBank genome assembly
AUGAUCCAACCACAGAGUUCCACGCCGGUCGCCGACAUUACUCUACGCUGUGUUUUUGAUGGAGAGAGCAAUUCGAAUUCUUUCCAGGUCAGCCUUCCCCUGACAGCUGACGUUGGUGACCUCAAGGAUGCAAUCAAGGACAAGAAUAGUCCUGAAUUCGACUUCAAAGCCGCACACAGGCUCAUUCUCUGGAAAGUCCUGAUUCCUCUCCCACAAGACUACAACGACGACGACGACAUCGAAGAAGAAGUAGAGGAGGAGGAGGAGGAGGAGGAGGAGGAGGAGGAGGAGGGCGGCUCGCGCGUUUGCCUCGACGAAAUACCGAAGAAGGAGAAGAAACUACUCGAGAGAGCAUCGAGAAAGGUCUCUAUUGUCUUUGGCAGUCACCCUGACGAUAACACGAUCCAUGUCGUCGUCAAGCGUCCCCCGCCAGCCCGGAAACGAGACUACGAAGAAGAUGAAGAUGGUGAGGCGAUUGCGGCGGUCGGUCUUAUGGGAAAGGCUGUAGUGAGUGGACGAUAA